UUUGUUAUUUGAUAGCUUAUUAUGCAUUUCAUCAUAACAAGCAAGUUAGAAAACAUAAUUUAGUUAGUUAGAAAAAAAAAAGAUCUAUCUUAAUGAAAGAUUUUUGAAAUGAAAAUACCCAAGGCUUUCGUUUUAUUGAUAAUUACUAUAUUAAUAAAUGGGCAUUUAAAGUCAAAGCAAAGAAAGCAUAAUUUUAAAAGACGGAAUACAAAUGUUAAUGAGAAAUUAAAGCCAACCAUUUCAGUUGAUGUCAAGUCAAAUUUUUUACAUCAACUAAACACCAAAAAGAGCACUGCAACCAAUAAUGCAUCUAUUGAUGUACAAAUAAGUAAUGAGCAAGUAGAUCACACCAACAUCAAUCAACAACCCAAAGGAAGCUCAACAAACAAACUUUUAAAUAAUAUUGUUGAUAAUUAUGCUGAGAAACUUGUUGAUCCUCUCAAUGAAAUGGAAAGAAAAAAAAUUAUUUUAAAUAAAGGUAAAAGAAACAUUGAAACAAUAGUUAAACAAUCAUUGAACACUUUGAAAAAUAGUGUUAGCAAAAUAAUGCCAACUAAUGUUUCUCAAGCGUCGAAUAUAGCUGGUACACUAGGAGGAUUUCUGGCCGGCACAAGUACGCUUGUUAACGGAAUAAACAAUCGUAAUUGGGUUGAAAUUACAACAGAAAAGGGACUUGCAAACAUAAAAUGUAUAACAAAACACGAAAUAAACAUUACUUUCACUAAAAAAAGACAAGAAAUGUGCGAAAUACUUGUUAAAAAUGGUUUUUACUUUCACGACUGUUAAGGACUUCAACGCUUACCUAGUGCUCAUAUCAACAGCAUAUUUAUUAUACAACUUUAUUUACUGCAAAUAUAUCAACUGUAAACAAAAAUUUGUACUGAUGAAAAAUUUAAAUCAAAAACAGAGAGUUUACUAAAACUUAAGCACAGUUAAGGUCAUGAUUAUCUAUUGAUCUAUUCAUCGUCUAAAUUAUGCUUGUUUGUCCUUGCUUUUAGCAUUUUUGUAAGACUUUACUUUGUAAUUGCUAACUUUGCAUAUUGUGACAUAAAUUUUUUGAAAAGUUUUUACAUGAAAUGAAAUAAGUUACUGUUUGACUAUAUUGAUUAUUAAGAAGUUGUCAGUAAAGUCAGAUGAAAUAAUACAAAAAUUAUGAGUAGAAUAGAAUACUCUGCAAUGACGACAAAAAAAUAUAAAACUUUGGUCAAAUUUUAAAUUUUCUGUUUAUAAUCUUUUUUAAAUAAGUAAUUUUUUUUUAAAUGAAUUACAUGAAAUGAAAUAAGUUACUGUUUGACUAUAUUCAUUAUUAAGAAGUUGUCGGUAAAAUCAGAUGAAAUAAUACAAAAAUUAUGAGUAGAAUAGAAUACUCUGCAAUGACGACAAAAAAAUAUAAAACUUUAGUCAAAUUUUAAAUUUUCUGUUUAUAAUCUCUUUUAAAUUAGUAAUUAUUUUUUAAAUAACUUUACUAAUAAAAAUUAAAAUAAAGUAUUUUGUUCAAUCCCUAACAGAGUUCCAAACAGCGAAUCUACAACCCCAUAAAAACUUACAAGUUCUAAGUUUUAUUUAGAACUUUUUUUAUUUAUAAACCAAACAAAACUGAGGUUCCCAAAAAGUAAUUAAAUUCCUUUACUUUUAUAUAGUAAUUAGGUAACUAGGUCCUAAAUUCUAUAGUGAUGGCAAAGACUCAUUACCGAGGAAAAAGUAAAAGUUGAACCCUGGACGCAACAGUAGAAAGAAAAUAAAAAUAGAAAAACAGUUGAGUAAAACAUUCCUUUUCAAAAUCAAUUACACAGAAUUUAUAUUUAUUUUAAUGAAAUUUUUAUGAAAUUUGUUUUAAUUUUGAACCUUGGUAGUUCACACUGAGAUAUAAGCUUCGCUGGGAUGACUCUAUUUCUUGCUUUAUUUUUACAAACUGAUGUAGAAUUAUUUGAUAAAUGUUUUAUCAUUGUUUAACUGCUUGAGUGUGGAAAAGUAGUUUUUCAAUACCAAUUAUAUCAGAAAUGGAGGAAAACAUUUUUUUAAACUAUCAAUUGAGAUGUGUCUUGUUAAAAGAGGCUCAGUAACAUUAACAUUUUGCCAACCAAUCAUAACUGUGUAAUCUUCAGCAUUCAAAUUUAGUUUUGGUACUUUAAAUGGUCGAAUAGUCCUAUGAUUAUCAUAUGAUUCUCUAUGUAUAAUUUACCUUAAAGCUAACUCUCUGAUGUGCAUUCUUUCAUCUACUAGCAUAGCCAACAAAGUAUUUUCUGGAUGACAGAAGUAGGCAUUUCCUUGCAACACUGUUCGACAAUACUCAUAAGUUCAUCAUAUAAGUAACAAGAUUUUUUAACCAUUUCAAAGAAAUGGUUGGAUCCAUACAAACAAAUUGGUUACAUUUUUAUCUCAAACCAGCUAGCAGAGUAUAAUUUAAUCAGAUAGUUAGUUAAAAUUUUAAGUUCUAUUGAUGGAUCUAAUGUUAAAACAUAUAACCUCAAAAUUCUGUUAGCUGUUGUUAACAAAAGUGAAUACAAAAUGGUUUUAAACUGUGUUAAACAAUGUUUUUUGAGACCCAUCAAGUCCAACCAAUUCAUAAAGAACAAUCCAAACUAUAAUAAAACUUUCUUCUUGUUAAAAUUGAUUGAUCCAUUCACCCAUCAAAAUAUAUCUGUUGAUCAUUUAAAAAAGUA
This is a messenger RNA of Hydra vulgaris (swiftwater hydra), 2663 nucleotides long. The record is from RefSeq and is a predicted model, not a curated record. Lineage: Eukaryota; Metazoa; Cnidaria; Hydrozoa; Anthoathecata; Hydridae.